AGAAUUUUCGAACUUCAUUUUUCCUCUAAUUUUAUCUCUCACAUUUUUUCCUGCUGUUUUGGUGUAGGGCACCUUCUCGCUGUCUCUAUCUGUUUCCAUUCCUUUCACGCCGUUGCUUCGUUUUUUUUUUAAUUCGGUGUUUGUGGAGCUACAGGCGUAGUGCGCAUUGAACUCAGAAAGGCCGCGUAGUAAAUACUAUCACGGUUGACACAACUUAUCUGUGUUGAAAGGAGGCUGCUAUCUCUCUCUCAAGCGUUAGAUUGUUUUGGUUAGCUUUGCCAACGAUCGAAAUAGCGGACGAAAGCCGACUACUUAUUCUCGCUCGCGAUAAAGGAAAAUAAAAACGAAAGCACAACGAAGAACAGACGUCAAAGGAUGGUCGAUGCAGUCGCCACACCAGUGUCUCCUGCAGCGCAGCUUCUCCCCUACGGUGAACAACAGGGCAGCUUCCGCGGUGUGGUGGCCUGUUCGAACCGCGAUGAUGGCUACUUCAGCGGCGAGAACAACUACGUGAACUCCCUCAUCUACACCGGCUACCGCUACCAAUGUGUCGAGUACGCCCGCCGCUUCCUGCUGCUCACAACGGGCUGCAUCUUCGGCAACUGCGGCCGCGCCAGCGAGAUCUACGCGAUGGACCACAUCACCGAUGUGGAGACCGGAGAGAAGUAUACCCUCCAUCACCACUGCAACGACGGCACCGCAACGCGGAAGCCGCAGCCCGGCGACGUUAUUAUCUACCCCUACCACCCCGAGCUGACGCCGUGGGGCCACGUCGGUGUCAUCUCGUACGUCGACGACCAUCGCGUCGGCAUUGCGGAGCAGAACCAAUACUUUGGCCCCUUUUUUUCCCCCAACGAGUCCUACCUCGACGGUGAGCGCUGUGUGGCCCGCUACGCCACCCUGUUGCACAACGCGGAGACGAACACGUGGACCAUCGAGGAGGAGAAAACGAUGCCGCAGAGCACGGGCUGGCUGUCCUACCCCGACACCCCAACCCGCGAGCACAUUUACGCCCCCUUCAACCCCUUGCCGAACAUCAUCCGCGAGAGAUCCACCGCCUUCGACGACCCAGACCAUCCUCACAUCACCCACUACCACCUCCACGCCGGACUCGACAUCCCGAGCGGGCGGGUCGGACACGCUUAUGGAAUGCGCAGCGGCGCGGCGGAGACCCUGGUCGGCGCCACCAGCGCAACGGCACGCGUGCUGCGCUUCACCCUGCAAUUCUUCUUUCAUCGCAGCCGCCUCGGUCAGCCCUUCCGCUCGCUGCCCACGAACCCGCUCAACGCACCGCUGCCGGAAGGCGCGGAUACGGAGACGAAGAUGUGCCGCGACCUGGACGCGCUCUUCAAGCCGUUUGAGGCGGACGAGAUGGUGAACGCGGUGGAUAGCACGCCGAUGGUGUUGCUGCAGGCGCUUGCCACCUACUUUGACAUUCCACUGGAGCUGGUGCAGGCGAUGGAGCGCGAGUUCUCCCGUGGGGAGAUCCACCUGGCGGCCUCCCUCAGCUUUUACCCGAAUGUGGCGACGGACCCCGAGGACAUCGUGAAGUUUCGCACGCUGCACAAGGAUAUCCCGAGCGUCGACUCACCGGAGGAGUUCACCUCGCCCUCCUCCCCGGACAACAACGCGAUGACGGCGUGCAACGGUCCUUUUGUGCCGACGGUACCAGGUGCGGUGGAGGAGAUCCCGAUCAAGAACCCGCACGACGAGGCGUGGUGUCUCGGUAAGGUGAACUUCGGCAACGCGCGUUUGUUGACGGAGAUGGCGCAAAUCGCAGCCAUCGCCGACCCACUGAAGCAGGCGAUUCACCUCAUGACCCCCUCCAUGCGCUCCUUCAUGUCCACGCAAUACCGCAUGGACUUUGGUGCUUAUUUGAAGAUGGUCGAAACCCAGCGCGGCCCUCGCACCGCGUUCACCAUUGUGAUGUGCGACGUUCACCCGAUGGACGGACUGCUGCGCGAGUUGGUGUUCAUCAUGCAGUCCUUAUGUGAGCGCAUGAAGUACCCGGUGCGGGUGGUGAACGAGAAGGACCUAACGUUCGAGAAGGGAAAGCUGCGAUUUAUGCCUAGCGACGUGUCGCCGCCGCCGUCAUCGCCCGCCACGAGCUCGACGCCUAUCGGCCCGUACGAGGUGAACUUUGUCUACGCGCUGUGCGAGUGGCCGCACCUUCUGGACAACAACGGUGCGAAUCACGCGGCGCUGUACAAUGCGGCCGUCGACCCCGCGUCGGACGUGGUCUUUGCGAAGCCGCUGUGGUCUUACCUGUGCUCCGGGCUGAUCAAUGUGAACGAUGUGACGGAGUUAGAUGUCAAGCCCGCCGACCCCACCCUCCGCCCUCGCUCGGUGCGCUUCUACGACAUUGUCCGCCGCCUCUACCUGUUUGCCUCUCCGAAACAGCCGUACGAGUCGUGGGAUCAGGAGGUGUCGGAGUUCAAGGACAGCUGCCGCCGCAUCCACAUCGACGCCCCCAGUGUGCCGCUGAACCCGCCGGGGCUGCUGCGGGGCGAAUCGGCGAUGCUGAACUUCGCCACGAGCUGCUUUAUGGGCCACGUGGGUGGCUUGAUGCACGAGGACGAGCACAAUACCGGCGAGUUUGACGGCAUCCCAUCCUGCUUGUCGUUCAUGUUCCCGAAAGAUUAA
Messenger RNA from Leptomonas pyrrhocoris, 2643 nucleotides. RefSeq names its product trypanothione synthetase-like protein. The record is from RefSeq and is a predicted model, not a curated record. The transcript has a single exon. Gene Ontology annotation, molecular function: ligase activity. Bases 376 to 2643 code for a protein of 755 amino acids. Lineage: Eukaryota; Euglenozoa; Kinetoplastea; Trypanosomatida; Trypanosomatidae. Gene Ontology annotation, cellular component: cytoplasm.